Molecule: messenger RNA, 3754 nt
Organism: Rhinolophus ferrumequinum (greater horseshoe bat)
Lineage: Eukaryota; Metazoa; Chordata; Mammalia; Chiroptera; Rhinolophidae
Gene: KLHL38
Product: kelch like family member 38
Exons: 4
Coding region: 430-2214 (594 amino acids)
Molecular function (GO): protein binding
Source: RefSeq, a predicted model, not a curated record
UGGAAUGUAUACACUGUCUCCCUGCCCAGCGGUUCUUUCACAAAGCUCUAGAAAACUGUGAAAGCGCCUUCAGCAUAAACAAAUCCAGAACUCUCCCAGGACAAAUCAUUUGCCAACUGAAGGAAAGGCCUGGGUUUAUGGUUUCACUUGGAGCCAGAGGUGGAGACUCUGGAGGGACGAGCCGGACCAGACAUCGGCGGAUGGUACUGCCACAAAACAAGAUUAUCUGAAGAUGCUGUUUGCCUGUUACCUUUGAGAGGAACCAUAACCAAAAGGAGAGGCGUGAGCUGUGAAGUCUGGAGGGCAGGUGGCCUCCCUUUCCAAUCUUCACUACAGGAUUUUCUUGGCGAUACCCUCACGCGUCUUGGAGAAAGGAUGCAGAUGCUCUAAGGUCUUGGAGACUCCACAGCCAAACCCUCCAUCCAGCACAUGCUCCCUCGUGGGACUUCUUCCCCUCUUUGCAGGAUGAAUGAGUCAUCGCCAGAUGGGCUGCUCUUCAACGACCAUGACUUCUCCUCCGAAUUGUUGAGGCAGCUCAAUGGCUUCAGACAAAACAGCAUCCUGACUGAUGUGAGCAUCUGUGCUGGGGCCUGGGAGGUCCCCUGCCACCGAAAUGUGCUGGCCUCCAGCAGCCCUUACUUCAGGGCCAUGUUCUGCAGCAACUUCCGGGAGAGCAGUGAGGCCAAAGUCCAGCUGAAGGGCGUCAACUCCAUGACUCUGGACCAGAUCGUCCUGUAUGUGUACACCGGGGCGGUGCACAUCACAGCUGACAACGUUCUGCCUUUGAUGGAAGCCGCCUCCAUGCUUCAGUACCCCAAGCUGUUUGAGGCCUGCUCCUCCUACCUCCAGAGCCAGCUGACCCCCAGCAACUGCCUGGGCAUGAUCAGACUCUCUGAGAUCUUAAGUUGCAAGACCCUCAAGAAGAAAGCCAGGGAGGUGGCCCUGACGUACUUCCCAGAGGUGUCCGCAUCGGCGGACCUGAAGGAGCUCUGUGCUUUGGAACUGAGGGACUACCUGGGAGAUGACGGGCUCUGUGGGGAGGAAGAGAAGGUGUUUGAGGCCCUCAUGGUUUGGAUCAAGCAUGACCUCCAGGCCCGGAAACGAUACAUGCAGGACCUGUUCCGGCUGGUCAGGCUUCAGUACAUCCAUCCGGCCUUCUUCCACCACUUCAUUGCCAAUGACGCUCUCCUGCAGUCCUCGCCUUCAUGCCAGGUCAUCUUGGAGACAGCCAAGAGGCAGAUGUUUCCUUUGUAUGGCGCCACCAGUGCCCCAGACCUCCAACCUCCGUGGCACAUCCCCCCAAGAAACUCUUACCAAGACUUCCUCAUCCUCUUGGGUGGAAGGAAGGACAACCAGCAGACCACCCGGGACGUUCUGCUGUACAACAGGCAGACUGGCCAAUGGCAGAGCCUGGCCAAGCUCCCGACCCGGCUGUACAAGGCGGCGGCCGUCUCCUUGCACCGCAGCGUGUACGUGCUGGGAGGCAUGGCUGUCGGCGCACAGAAGAGUGUACCCAGUCACAAUGUCUACGUCUUCUCUCUGAAGCUCAAUCAGUGGAGCCUGGGGCAGCCCAUGCUGGCGGCCCGCUACUCCCACCGAAGCACUGCCCAUAAGAACUUCAUCUUCUCCAUCGGGGGCAUUGGAGAAGGGCAGGAGGUCAUGGGCUCCAUGGAGAGAUUCGACAGCAUCUGCAACGUCUGGGAGAGCGUGGCCAGCAUGCCAGUGGAGGUUCUCCACCCUGCAGUCGCUGUGAAAGACCAAAGACUCUACCUUUUCGGGGGAGAGGACAUUAUGCAGAACCCUGUGCGCCUCAUCCAGGUUUAUCACAUUUCCAGAAACACAUGGUUCAAAAUGGAGACGAGAAUGAUCAAGAAUGUGUGUGCCCCUGCAGUGGUGCUUGGGGAGCGGAUUGUCAUCGUGGGAGGUUACACACGGAGGAUUCUAGCUUAUGACCCUCAGUCCAACAAAUUUGUCAAAUGUGCAGACAUGAAAGACCGGAGGAUGCACCACGGGGCCACAGUCAUGGGGAACAAGCUGUACGUGACAGGCGGGCGGCGGCUGACCACAGAUUGUACCAUCGAGGACUCCGCCUCCUUUGACUGUUACGACCCUGAGACAGACACCUGGACAUCCCAGGGACAGCUGCCUCACAAACUCUUUGACCACGCCUGCCUCACUCUUCAGUGCAUACCCCACACUUCCACCUUCCCGUGAGGUCGACAAGAAACCAAUAUCCAUAUAAUAACCCUAAAAAAAUAAAAAAAGCAAAAAAAAACACAAAAAACCAAUGCUCAUUGGCCCUUUUUGAAUUCCAGGUGGACCUCUUGAGCCAAUCACCGUUUCCAGGGAUCAUGCUGCUAUAGCUAGCUAGCCCUGGAUCAUGUCUCUACAGGCAGAGGUCAGGUUAACUAUUGUCAUUGACACCUUACCCUAACUGCACAUAAUGACACAAAGUGAUUCCCCCAAAAAGGAAGAAAUGCUGGUCUGACAAAAACCACAUCUGCCCAGAACAUUGUGGAACUUUGGAAUGAGAGAGCUAAGAGACCCAGAACAGUCCCCGGAAGCACUUGCUCCAGGUGGCAGCGUGAGCAAUAGGCCGUGACUGUGUUUCUCUGCAUUCUAUGGACAUUGGAAUUCCAGAAAAGUAUGUGCAACUCCGUAUCUCCUAUUUGCAACACUGUCUGUGCUGCCAGAAUAAAGUUUAUGAGUGCUGCCAAAUGAUGUUUUUCUCCAGCCUCUGGGGAGCUAUAAACCUGCAGAAUUAAUCAGGAUUUUCAUUUUGGUAAAUGUUAUGAGAAUUGCUCUUCUGAAGAAAGCCAACAAAUUCCUUCAGAGAUUCCAGCAAGUAUUGCCUUGCCAAUGCCAGGGCUGACUUUCCCUAUGGCCCCCUUUAUGUCAAAGUGCCUCGCAGGCUGGUCCAGUCCCAAGCCCAGGAAUAAGCCGGAGCUGGCAGCACAUUACAACCACCUGGGAAAAUGUUUGAAAACGGGACCGAGCCCCAUUCAAGAUGGACAGAUGGGGAUUCUCAGAGGCGGGGCCCAGAGCUCUGUAUUUUUGAAAAGCAUCGUAGGUCACUGUCAUGUACAGGCAGAACCACUGCCCUGCUCAGCUCUGUGCACUGAAGACCCUCAUACACUGGUCCCAUUCCCAUCCUGUUCUGGCCAGCCCUGUCCCAGGCCAGCGGUGCAGACAAAGUCCUCGCCCCACCACUGGAACCAUCUGGAAUGAGCCUUGCGGUUCUGAGCUUGGAAACAGAGUGCCCCAAAUUGAGGUCUUCCUCCCUGUCUGAUUCUCCAGGUCCAUGUUCUGGGCUUUUCCUUUUUCCCUAGUUUGUAUUUUUCGCAAGUCGGUUUCUCCUGCUGGGGUCUGCCCUGUUCCCCGGUCCACUUGGCUGUGGUCCAGAUACCCUGCCUGAUGGUCAGCCCUGCUCCUCGGCUUGGUCACUGUCCCCUUAGCUGCUGGCUAGCUUCUUAUUCCAACCUAUUCUCUUUGAACUUCUCUAUUCAGGCUCUCAAUCCCACGUCUCCCUGAAAGUGUACUCAUAAAGGUAACCAGGGACUCCUACAGUCCCUAAAACUGGCAGUCCAUUUUCAUUUCUCAUCGGGCGACCAGUCAGCAGCAUAUGGCACAGCUGACCUCCCCACAUCUUGAAAUCCCUUCCUCACUCCACCUCUGGGACACCACUCACUCUUCGCCUCCUGUUCCCUGCAGUUUAUCCUUGUCUCCUUAUUUUCCUGACUAAUAAAUGGUGGUG